AUGUCUAACCUGCCGAUGAAACUUCUGCGCAGGAAGAUCGAGAAGCGGAACCUGAAAUUGCGGCAGCGAAAUCUGAAGUUACAGGGAGCAUCAGGUGUGAACCUUUCAGAAUCCCACAAUGGAGAUAUAUCUGAAGAAAUGGUUGGAGGUGGAAAAAUAGAAAAAUCCCUAAAACAGUCUAUGAAAGCAGACUUGUUAGAAGCUCACAAUGGGGACAUGUUUAAAGAAACAUCAGAAAAUGUGAAAAUUAAGAAAUCUCCCAAGAAAACUGCCAUUUUAACUAAUGGGGAAAAUGUAAAAAUUAAAAAAUCCCCCAAGAAAUCUGCCAUUUUAAACAAUGAAGAAGCAGCAACACAGCAUCCCAGCUCAGAAUCGAAAAAGAGAAAAGUGGAGGAUGCUGCUGGGCCUGUCACCAAAAAAGCAAAGACUGAAGACAAACAGCAAUCUGUUGAAGUUGAUGCCAAGGCUCCUACAGAAGCAGAAGGGAGUGUGGACCAGCCAAAGGAAGAGGAAGAUGACAGUGAGGUGCCCAGCCUGCCCCUGGGACUGACAGGAGCAUUUGAAGAUACUUCCUUUACUUCUCUGAGUAGUCUUGUCAAUGAGAACACUCUGAAGGCAAUAAAAGAAAUGGGCUUUACAAACAUGACGGAAAUUCAGCAUAAAAGUAUCAGACCACUUCUGCAAGGCAGGGAUCUUCUAGCAGCCGCAAAAACAGGCAGUGGCAAAACCCUCGCAUUUCUCAUCCCUGCAGUUGAACUCAUUGUUAAGUUAAAGUUCAUGCCCAGGAAUGGAACAGGUGUUCUGAUCCUGUCGCCGACUCGGGAACUGGCCAUGCAGACUUUCGGUGUGCUUAAAGAACUAAUGACACACCACAUCCACACGUAUGGGCUGAUCAUGGGGGGCAGUAACAGAUCUGCAGAAGCACAGAAACUUGCUAAUGGGAUCAACAUCAUUGUGGCCACCCCAGGCCGCCUCCUGGACCAUAUGCAGAAUACCCCAGGGUUUAUGUACAAAAACCUGCAGUGUCUGGUUAUUGAUGAGGCUGAUCGUAUCCUGGAUGUUGGGUUUGAAGAGGAAUUGAAGCAAAUUAUUAAACUUCUUCCAGUACGCAGGCAAACCAUGCUUUUCUCUGCCACACAAACCAGAAAAGUUGAAGACCUGGCUAGGAUUUCUCUUAAAAAAGAGCCCUUAUAUGUUGGUGUUGAUGAUGAUAAAGCCAACGCAACAGUAGAUGGUCUUGAGCAGGGAUAUGUUGUUUGUCCCUCUGAGAAAAGGUUUCUUCUGCUCUUCACAUUCCUUAAGAAGAACCGAAAGAAGAAACUAAUGGUGUUCUUUUCGUCUUGCAUGUCUGUGAAGUACCACUAUGAGUUGCUGAACUACAUCGAUUUGCCUGUUUUGGCCAUUCAUGGAAGGCAGAAGCAAAAUAAGCGAACAACCACAUUUUUUCAAUUCUGCAAUGCAGAUUCGGGCAUCCUGUUGUGUACAGAUGUGGCAGCUCGAGGGCUUGAUAUUCCUGAAGUUGACUGGAUUGUUCAGUAUGACCCUCCCGAUGACCCUAAGGAGUAUAUUCAUCGUGUGGGGAGAACAGCCAGAGGACUGAAUGGAAGAGGGCAUGCCUUGCUCAUUUUGCGCCCAGAGGAAUUGGGUUUUCUUCGCUACUUGAAGCAAUCUAAGGUUCCACUAAGUGAAUUUGAAUUUUCUUGGUCCAAAAUUUCGGAUAUUCAGUGUCAGCUUGAAAAACUGAUUGAGAAAAACUACUUCCUUCACAAGUCUGCUCAGGAAGCAUAUAAGUCAUACAUUCGAGCAUAUGAUUCCCAUUCUCUGAAACAAAUCUUCAAUGUUAACAACUUAAAUUUGCCUCAAGUUGCUCUGUCAUUUGGUUUCAAGGUGCCUCCUUUUGUUGACCUGAAUGUGAAUAGCAAUGAUGGCAAACUUAAAAAGCGAGGUGGAGGCGGCGGAUUCGGCUAUCAAAAAGCCAGAAAAGUUGAGAAGUCUAAGAUCUUUAAAAACAUUAGCAAGAAGUCACCGGACAGUAGGCAGUUCUCACACUGA
Messenger RNA from Elephantulus edwardii (Cape elephant shrew), 2052 nucleotides. RefSeq names its product DEAD (Asp-Glu-Ala-Asp) box polypeptide 18 (gene DDX18). Gene Ontology annotation, biological process: maturation of LSU-rRNA from tricistronic rRNA transcript (SSU-rRNA, 5.8S rRNA, LSU-rRNA). The transcript is spliced from 14 exons. NCBI's taxonomy places the organism in Eukaryota, Metazoa, Chordata, Mammalia, Macroscelidea, Macroscelididae. The coding region runs from base 1 to 2052 and encodes 683 amino acids. Gene Ontology annotation, molecular function: ATP binding; RNA helicase activity; nucleic acid binding. Gene Ontology annotation, cellular component: nucleolus. The record is from RefSeq and is a predicted model, not a curated record.